Molecule: messenger RNA, 3106 nt
Organism: Papaver somniferum (opium poppy)
Lineage: Eukaryota; Viridiplantae; Streptophyta; Magnoliopsida; Ranunculales; Papaveraceae
Exons: 4
Coding region: 171-2966 (931 amino acids)
Source: RefSeq, a predicted model, not a curated record
CUAUUCCUUCUUUGUCAAUCCAUAAGCUUAACACCCAUUAAUGGCGGUAGAAUCAAGGGUCUAACUUGUUCUGCUGGAGAAGUAAAGGAGUUGCUCUGUUGCUGUACAGAUUUUUUCUCAUUCAUUAAGUUCAUACCGGAAUUCAGUAAACAGUUUCCUGCAGUUGCUGAAUGCGGGAAAUGGGUUUCGUUCGCAAUCCUAGAAGUGGAGAGUACUUGGAAGCAAUGCUCACAGAUUAUCCUGGUGGAAGGCCUAAAGCCAGAGUUCAAAGAAACAAUUCAUCUUCACGUCUUGUUACUGCUCUAACAUUCCUUCAAUUUGCUUUUGCAAUCUAUGCAACUUUCCUUCUAUACUACAUGAGUCCUACAAUUGAUUUACGCAGCAAACCAGAUUUAGCAUGGGCUACUAAGAUUGCGCAGCAAUGGAAACAGUACAUUAUUCCGCCGCACGUCUACGGGCGUUCCCAAGAGUCGCUUUCUAUCCUAGGUACCGAAAUCCAACCGAUAUCAGAGGUUUGCGAACACGAGAGUAUUGAUUUCGAGCAGAAGAAGUCGACUGAUGCAGUUAUGAUCAAGUUCAAGACUGAUCUUUAUAAAGAGGUACUGGAUUUCCAAAGCAGUACGGUCGGGACGGAGACGCUCACUGAGCUCCUGGCAAUGAACUCGAGAUGGAAACUGGGAGGACCCGAAGUCCCGAAAGUAACCGUAAUCUUGAAUCAUUUCAAGAGAAAAACUCUAUGUUCCCAACUCGAUUCGUUGCUUCAUCAGACACUUCCGUUCCACAACAUUUGGGUGCUCUCAUUUGGCAGCCCGAAUGAGCUCUCACUGAAGAGAAUCGUAGAAAGCUACAAUGAUUCUAGAAUCAGCUUCAUAAGUUCAAGCUAUGAUUUCAAGUACUACGGAAGGUUUCAAAUGGCGUUGCAAACGGAAUCCGAUCUUGUUUACAUUCUUGACGACGACAUGAUACCUGGCAAGAAGAUGUUGGAGAUAUUAUCUCAUGUCGCAGGGACGGAAAAGUAUAAGAAUUCAGUUUUAGGAAGUAUUGGGAGGAUUUUGCCAUUCAGGCAGAAGGAUUAUACAUUUCCCAGCUAUAGAAAGUUCCGGUCCAAGGAAGCAGGAAUUUAUUUGCCUGAUCCAGCAUAUGAAAUCACAGUCGACAAAAUCGUGCAAGUCGAUUUUCUAUCCAGCUCUUGGUUUUUAUCAGCUGAGCUUACUAAAACACUCUUCAUAGAGACACCCUUUACCUUCAUGACCGGUGAAGAUCUGCACCUCAGCUAUCAGCUGCAAAAGUAUAGAGACGCCGGUUCGUUUGUGCUUCCAGUUGACCCAAAUGACAAAGAAACUUGGGGUGAUAGUGAACACAGACUCGCGUAUGUGUCCGAGACGACCGUGAUUUUUAAAGACAUUAUUACGGUCCGAGACGAUCAAUGGUGGAAAGCUCUGUCAACAGGAUACAUGACUCAGUGGGCAGCUAUGCAUCCACAAAAAAUAGAUGCACUUUUUUAUGCGCAUUCGCUUGAUGAAGUGAAAGCUCUUUCACCUCUCCUGGAGAAGUUUAGGUCCACUGUUGGCAAGAAAGCUUAUAUUGCAGUUUCUGGAGGCAACUUCUGUCCCUGCGAAGAAGCUGCAGAAGCUUUGAAGUGGCCAAAGUCAGUUUGCAAAGAGAGGAGAUUCAAAAUUUUUGAUUUAGGCGUCGGAGCUCUUUCUGGAAUAUCGAAAUCUGAGGUUCCUGUUGUGCAAUCUGUAUACUCAAGCAUGAAAGGUUUGCUCAAAAUUCACAACCCGAGCGUUCUGAUCACAGUUGACGAUAUCGAUACAAAUGUCAGGAAAGCUCUGACAAUGGCAUCAGAAGCUAACUUAAACCAGUCAACAUUGGUUUUUCUACCACGAGCUUCUGUUUCUAAGGUGCUUUGGAUGCCCGAUUUACGAUCAACUGCACUUCCAAACUGGAACAGAAUGCAGCUGUCUAUAAACAUCAUCACCCAGAACCGUGCUUCGUCUCUGACAAGACUUCUUAAGUCUCUCAAGGACGCCUACUACGUCGGGGAUAAGAUUCCUAUAAGCUUCAACAUGGACAGCAAAGUGGAUGAGGAGACCAUAAAGCUUGUAAAUUCAUUUGAAUGGCCUCAUGGACCUAAAAUACUUCGCAGGAGAAUCAUCCAGGGAGGACUAAUCCGUGCAGUGAGCGAGAGCUGGUACCCAUCAUCUGACGAUGAUUUCGGUCUCUUACUGGAAGACGAUAUCGAAGUAUCUCCGUAUUACUACUUAUGGGUCAAAUACGCGCUCUUAGCAUAUCACUACGACCCUCAAGUAUCACUCCCGGAGCUUUCCUCCAUUUCUCUCUACACUCCACGGUUAGUCGAAGUGACGAAAGAGCGACCCAAAUGGAAUGCGACGGAGUUUUUCAAACAUAUACAUCCCAACACGCCUUACCUUCAUCAACUGCCGUGCAGCUGGGGAUCUGUUUUCUUCCCUAAACACUGGAGAGAAUUCUACGUGUACAUGAACAUGAGAUUCACGGAAAAUGCGAAAGAAAAUCCGGUUCAAAUUCCGAAAUCAAGAACCAACGGAUGGCAAGCUUCUUGGAAGAAGUUUUUGAUCGAUUUGAUGUACCUGAGAGGAUAUGUAAGUCUUUAUCCAAACUUUCCUAACCAAGCAAGUUUCUCGACGAACCAUAUGGAACCGGGCGCUCACAUUAGUGCGAAGGACAACAUUGUUAAGCAUGACAAGACCGAUUUCGAAGUGCCGUUGCUGAUGGAAGAUUUCCGGGGGUUCUUACCUGGUAAUAAAUUGCCUUCGGCUUCAAAACUACCGGCUGUGAAUCUAUUUAACCAAGCGCUAUCUCUUAAAAGAAUGAAGACUGCGGGAGCAAAACUAGGACAAGAUGUUAUCAGUUGUGACAGUGCGACAGAAGUUGUUGCUGUUGAUCAUGAAACUGGUUUGCCUAGUCAUUGCGCCAAGUUCUGAUUUGUUACAUUGCUUCCGAAUUCUUUGUUGUGUAUCUUCUUCAUGUAGAAUUGUCUGAAAACCAAGAGCAUUGAAUUUGCAACAACAAGACCCAGUGAAAAAAAUGAAAAUGAAAAAGAAAAUGAAAAAAUAUUGUAUCU